AUGACUGAAAAGACCCAAGCAAACAAGAAGCACCUCUCUCAGCGUAAUGGAGGUGUGAGAUUUGCUCCUGAGUCGAGGCCGGUGACGAGGGCGCGAGAGGUCGACUACGACACGGACGACGGGGGGGUCUACCGAGCCAAGACCCGCGGCGAUUACUCGAGAGGAGCGAAGGAGAUUCUGGACUCGACUGACACCAAAAUCGAGCUUCCGGUGGAUUUCUUCGACGCGACGGAGUGCAGGAGGAAAUCUACGCAAACUGAGGCCCUCGUGUACAGCCGAUCAAGAGGCGCGCCCUUCACGCCCCUGCUUUUGAAGCGAACGAAACACCUUCUCUCUCCUGCUGGCAAUGGAAGCCUCCGUCGGCGGGUGGGCGUGUGGACAUGUCUGCGGAGACGAAGCGAAACUGUGAUUGAGAAUACC
Penaeus monodon (black tiger shrimp) is the source of this 420-nucleotide messenger RNA. RefSeq lists its product as uncharacterized. The annotation marks the transcript as partial. Lineage: Eukaryota; Metazoa; Arthropoda; Malacostraca; Decapoda; Penaeidae. The transcript is spliced from 3 exons. The record is from RefSeq and is a predicted model, not a curated record.